GUAUGGUCGCGUGUUAUCGCCAUUUAUUUAAUAUAUACGGGGUCUACGUAACUAAUGUAUCCAUAUGUAGUAUUAUUGUUAUCAGAUGUUUAAAUGAUAGCUGUAUCAGUAUAAAACACUUGCUUUGUUAAUUAUGCAGUGUUUUCUUUUGGCGGGCACGACGCCGCUCUUUUGUUUUUAUUUUUUUUUUAAAUUAGUAUUGUGACUGUGUAUAAUUAAAAAUGAAUACUAGUGAGGUGCUCGAGUUUAUAAUGCCAUCGACGACUUUGUUACCAUUAUCGAUGUAUGUACCAGACAUGACAACAGUUAUGCCUGAGAGUGGCACUUUUUUCGGUGAUACAACCAUUAUGAGUGAUGCAUCAUUGUUAGCAGAAACUACAUCUUUCUUGUCAGAAACGACAACUUUUUUGCCUGAAACAACUACAGGUGCAUCCGAUUUUAGAUCAUGGCUGACGGAUAUUGUAAUGAAGCGUACAGCAAUCCAGGGCAGCUUCUGGCAGGGUUUCCUGGCUUCUCUCUCCGUCGUUAUCGUGUCCGAGCUCGGUGACAAGACCUUUUUCAUUGCCGCCAUUAUGGCGAUGAAACACCCUCGAGUCAUAGUAUUUGCUGGAGCCAUAUCCGCUCUGGUCUUCAUGACAAUACUGUCAGCUGCCUUCGGAUGGAUAGCUACCGUGAUACCUCGGGUAUAUACGUAUUAUGCCAGCGCAGCCCUCUUUGCAAUAUUUGGAUUGAAAAUGUUAAGAGAUGGAUGGAAAAUGAAUCCUAAUGAGGGUCAAGAGGAAUUAGAGGAAGUACAGACUGAGUUGAAGAGAAGAGAAGAUCAGGACGAAAAAGAAGAAACCCUAGACAUGCUAGAGCAGGGACAGCAAGAAAGCAGACGGCGGAAACGGAACGCCGUAUUCAAAGUGUUACUGCAAGCUGCAUCGCUAACUUUCCUAGCGGAGUGGGGUGAUCGCUCGCAGUUAGCCACCGUGGUGCUAGCGACGCGGGAGGAUGCCAUUGGUGUCGUGGUAGGCGGGUCCUUGGGACACGCGUUGUGUACUGGACUGGCGGUUAUCGGUGGUAGGAUGGUGGCGCAGAAGAUCUCUGUGAGGACUGUUACAAUAAUCGGUGGUAUAGUGUUCCUGUUCUUUGCAGUAAGUGCCCUAUUUAUCGGCCCCGGUGAAUAAGGAUAGAAUGUUUCCUACUAUAUAAGUGACAAUAUGAAUAAUUGUUGUACCCUAGUGAAUAUGAAGAUUUUAUAUUUUAUAAAGCUAGGACGAAGCAACAAUAAACUUCAGUAAUAAUGUAAAUAAAAUUGAUGGAUCGUACUGGAUCAAACGAAAAUGAUGCGACUGUAGUGCAUUUAGCGUUACUUGUAAUUAUUAGAUAGCUUUUGGAAGAGUAUAAUGUGGACUAAGAGUAGGUACAGUUAAUCAAAUUCAACAACAACAGUCUUGUCUAGUUUUGUCAUCAGUCAAACAAAGCAAACUUCUGCUGCUUGACGAAUUCGCGACUAAUAAUUAGUAAUAAAUUAUACAAUUCAUCUCUAACACAAACAAUUUAUUUAAAUAUAUGUUCUUAAUUUAUUUGACGGUGGUAGAUUCUCGAAAUACACACAUUUGUAUUUAUGAGUAUGAUUGUUUAUAUUAGUCUAGUUGUUUCCUAUUUAUAUAUGUAUUUAAGUAUUUAUAUAAAUAUAUAGAAUGCUUCUAUUUACAUUAUACAGUAAAAUAAUAAGAGUACAUUUAAAUAUUAAAUCAACACAUCUGUAAAAAUACAAAAAGGCGCUAUUUCUGUUUUAGUACACUCAUUACAAGCUUCGUUAAGUUUGGGACUAUUAUGAUUAUGUCUGGCGUUAUUAUUAUUAUUAUUAUUUGUAUUAACUGUAUUGCACAUAAAAUAUUAUAAAUACAAAUGGUUACAAAAGUUAGGAUAUGUACUAAACAGUCGGUCGUUUAGUUUGAUCCAGUAUAAAACUAUCUACUGUUGUGCAUUAAGUGACCUACAAUACACUUUAUUGUGGCUGUAAAACAAAAAACUUUAAAAGAAACCUUCAA
Achroia grisella is the source of this 2039-nucleotide messenger RNA. Its product is annotated as transmembrane protein 165. The coding region runs from base 222 to 1169 and encodes 315 amino acids. Gene Ontology annotation, molecular function: manganese ion transmembrane transporter activity; calcium ion transmembrane transporter activity. Gene Ontology annotation, biological process: Golgi calcium ion homeostasis; calcium ion transmembrane transport; Golgi calcium ion transport. Gene Ontology annotation, cellular component: Golgi apparatus. The transcript is spliced from 4 exons. NCBI's taxonomy places the organism in Eukaryota, Metazoa, Arthropoda, Insecta, Lepidoptera, Pyralidae. The record is from RefSeq and is a predicted model, not a curated record.